Messenger RNA from Otolemur garnettii (small-eared galago), 3679 nucleotides. It is a transcript of the gene IL10RA, whose product is annotated as interleukin 10 receptor subunit alpha. The record is from RefSeq and is a predicted model, not a curated record. Gene Ontology annotation, molecular function: protein binding. NCBI's taxonomy places the organism in Eukaryota, Metazoa, Chordata, Mammalia, Primates, Galagidae.
CGGCGAUGCGGCGCGCUCAGGAUGCUGCGGCGCCUGGUAGUGCUGCUGGCGGCGCUUCUCAGCCUUCUCAGCCCGCGCCUCGGCUUGGGCGCGCACGGGACAGAAUUGCCCAGCCCUCCCUCUGUGUGGUUUGAAGCAGAAUUUUUCUUCCACACCCUCCACUGGAUGCCCAUCUCAAAUCAGUCCAAUAAUACCUACUAUGAAGUAGCACUCCAGAGGUAUGGAAUAGAGCGCUGGAAUAUCAUCCCCAACUGUAGCCAGGUCCUGGCGCUGUCCUGUGAUCUCACCAUGGUGACCCUGGACCUGUACCACAGCAAUGGUUACCGGGCCAAAGUCCGAGCAGUGGACGGCAGCCGGCACUCCAACUGGACCUUUACAAAUACCCGAUUCUCUGUGGACGAAGUGACUCUGACAGUUGGCGGAGUGAAACUAGAAAUGUACGAUGAUUUCAUCCACGGGACCAUCGAGCUCCCCAGGCCCAAGAUAGCCCCCAAAGGCGACACGUAUGAAAGCAUCUUCCCUCACUUCCGCGAGUAUGAGAUUGCUAUUCGCAAGGGGGCAGGAAAGAAUAAGUUCACAUACAAGAAAGUAAAACACGAAAACUUUAGCCUUCCAACCUCUGGAGAAGUGGGAAAGUUCUGUGUCAUGGUGAAACCAUCUGUCAGCUCCCGAACUAACAGAGGGAUGUGGUCGGAAGAGGAAUGCAUCGUCCUCAGCGAGCAGUAUUUUACCGUGACCAACCUCUGUAUCUUCUCUGCCCUCGUCCUGCUGCUCUGCGGAGCCCUGGCCUACUGCCUGGCCCUCCAGCUGUAUGUGCGGCGCCGGGGGAAGCUGCCCUCUGUCCUGGUCUUUAAGAAGCCCAGGCCCUUCAUCCUGGUCAGCAUGCCUCCCUGCCCAGAGACCCAAGACAUCAUCCACCCCCUCGACGAGGAGGCCUUCCCAAAGGUGUCCCCAGAGCUGAAGAACUGGGACCUCCAUGGCAGCACAGACAGUGGCUUUGACAGUACCAAGCCAUCCCUGCAGACUGAAGAUCCCCACUUCCUCCUCCCUGUGCCCGAGGCUGGUGGGACCGUAGGAGAGGGAAAGACAGAGCUGGAAGACAGCAGCAGCAGCAACAGCACAGACAGUGGGAUCUGCCUGCAGGAGCCCAACCUGAGCCCUGGCAUGGGGCCCGCCUGGGAGCAGCAGGUGGAGGGUGAUGGCAGAGGCCAGGAUGACAGUGGCAUUGGCCUAGUCCAAAACUCUGAGGGGCAAGCUGGGGACACACAGGGUAGCUUAGCCUUGAGCCGUGUCAGUCCCCCAUCACCUGAGGUGCCGGAAGAAGACCCAGCCUCAGUGGCAUUCCAGGGCUACGUGAAGCAGACCAGAUGCACUGAGAGGACAACCAGAGCAGGCUGCCUGGAGGAAGAGUCCUCCUUGACAGAUGGCCCCAAAUUCAGGACAUGCCUGGAUGAUGAGGCAGGCUGGCCUCCACCAGUCCUGGCCAAGGGCUAUUUGAAACAGGAUCCCCGGGGAAUGACUCCGGCUCCCUCAGGGGCCCCAAUUGGACAAUGGGACCAGCCACCUGAGGAAUGGCCACUCCUGGGCUUGACUACGGCAGUGAAUUUGCAACACUGGAGCUGGACACAUGAUCUUGCCACUCUGGACUUUGGCAGGGACCCAAGACACCAUCCACUCUCUCGACGAGACAUCAACUCCGACCUGGUCCUCCUGCCAUUGAUCUCCAACCUGCACUCAAGUGACUUCAGCUAAAUAGCUGCUUUGAUUUAAGCCAUGCCUGCACCCCUGCCUGCACCAGAACGAGGGCCCCUAGGGAUCCCUCAGAAGUAGAGCCUAAGGCAGUCUGGCACAUUCCUGCAAGCCCACCUGGGCCAGCCCUUGCUGACCCUAUAGGGCUAGCCAGCGUGCCUGGGUCAGGAAGAGGCCAUCUCACAGAACUACACAGAGAGUCUGGGUGGCAUCGGCCUGUUCUGCUGACUGGGACCCUGUAGUCUGGCAAUGCUGAGAUAGGACAGGCAGAGACCUCCCCCCUCCUCUGGACUCUUUCGUGUGUUGGAAAGGAUGAUUUGCUCAAGGAAACAAGAGGGUUUUCUGGAGUUGUGAGGCCAUCAGGCUAAAGUCAGCUCAGGCCUCUGCCCUUAGGCCUGCCAAGCCUCAGGGCCUCCAGCAGGAGGGAGAGCUGAAAGGCUGGAAGCCUCUGGGCCUUGCUUCAGGCCUCAUUUCUGGGGAGAGUAAAGGAGAAGGCCGAGGCUGAGUUUGAUGGUCACGUGGAAAAGCUCCCUACUGGCAGGCCUCUCAAGUAGGGAACUUGUCACCCAGUCUUAAGGUAUAUCUUCCCCGCACAGUCAGCCAGCCUAUCAGCACAUCAGUAUGGAGAUGGAGCCACAGGGGGAUGCAGGGAGCUAAGACCCUGAACGGGGCUUCCAGCUCAGAACCCGUUCCUCUGGUGGGAUAUUUCUGGUGUCCACCUGCAGACAUGUCUCUCCCUCUCCCAAACAGGGAAGCAUCCCCCUGUGGCACUUGCCACCAACCCCCUCACAUCCCCACCCUGCCACCCCAUCAUCUUUCUGACAGUUCCAAGAAACCAUGGUAAGUUUCUCUUGGUCAAAACUCAGCCCUUCAUCCAGCCCAGGUCAGCCUCAGAGAGUCAGGGUUGGGACCUGCACUUGUGUUUGCUGCUAACGUCCAACUGUGUACCCAGAGGACAGGGCCCUGGGCCGGGGUCACUGCUCCAUCAGUGUUCAGCAUGACCUUUCAUCCUCUACAUGUGAAAUGAGGACUUCACUUUUAGGGGGUCUUCCAUGCUGAAUGUUAGCCAAGCUGGCAUCUAGGGUGACAUUGCUGACCCUGCCCCACUCUAGACUGGGAGGAAGUGGACGCCAGAAGCCAUCUGCCCAGAGCCAGCUUCUUUCUCAUGCUGACAGAUGACAGAUCUAGCAGGAAGCUGUGACAUUAUGCUGAGAGAGUACCAGUGCCUGGGCCAGUAAGCGGGCAGGUAUGGGCCCUGCUUCCUCACAGUCCAUUUGGAGUCUGUCUUCAAGUAAAGGCAGUUCAGUGUGCACAGGCACUGGGGCUGGGAGGGGCCCCGGCCUGUGGAUGCCCUCCAGAGCCAUCGCUCGGCCCUGUGUUUCUCUGUCUUCUGCAGACAGACAUCCUGGCCCAGGGAAUCCAGCCAUGCCCCCUCCCAUUCUGCCAAGACACCCUUUGCUAGCAGUCGAUAACUGAACUCCCCCUGAAAACAGGCUCAAGGUAGCAUUCUUCAGGGGUUCCGUGAAGCCUUUAUUUAUUUAUUUUGUACAUUUAUUUAUUGAAGAGGUAGCAUAGUACAGUGAAAGAACUGUGCAUAUUUCGGGAGCCCUAGAGUUCUCGUUCUGACUCUGCUGUUUCUAGCUGUGUGACCUUGGGCAAGUCACUUUUCCUCCUUGAGCCUCAGUUUCCUCAUCUGGAAAAUAAUGACUGAGUCGUCUAAUUCUUAGGGAUGUGAGGUUCUACCAAGGAAAUGGUUGUGAGUAUGCCUUGAACAGAAAGCUCUGUAAAUAAGUGAUGUAUGAUUUUCAUUCUAAUAAAUUGUCAAAACUGCAGGAAUCUUGUGAAGCUGGUCAGGUUUCUGAUGAUACAGGGGCUGGUGGUUGUUUGUAACUGGGGAUGAUAAUGAGAAGUGUGAUGAUGCUUUAAGGAG